Messenger RNA from Biomphalaria glabrata, 5349 nucleotides. RefSeq names its product ankyrin-3-like. Gene Ontology annotation, molecular function: protein binding. Gene Ontology annotation, biological process: protein localization to ciliary inversin compartment. The transcript is spliced from 3 exons. Bases 2996 to 4195 code for a protein of 399 amino acids. NCBI's taxonomy places the organism in Eukaryota, Metazoa, Mollusca, Gastropoda, Planorbidae. The record is from RefSeq and is a predicted model, not a curated record. Gene Ontology annotation, cellular component: ciliary inversin compartment.
GUUAAUUAUUCCAGUAGUUCGCGGGACACCAAGUCAGUCCGCGCGGAACACAGUUUGGGAAACACUGUUCUAGAUCUAAUUUUAAAAUGAGACUUUGCACCUUCCAUGAGACGUCUGGGUCUCCACAUCCUUAGGAAAAAAAAAAAAGGUUCAUCUCCCCUGGUCGUCUGCAUUACGAAUCAACGAAUCAAAAACGCGGGAUAGAGACACACCUCCAGGCAUGGGCUAUUUUUAGUCUUAGCGCCAUUCCUCUGCUUUACAAACAUUGGAGACAAAAUAGGGUUUCAGAGAACAUGUGUCCCGAAAUAAGGCCAGGGUUUGCGACGACCGAAUUUAUGUUUUGUCUAAAUGUGAAGGCCGCGGAAAACGUGACGUCAUGGUCGAUACAAGUCAAACCGACACUGCUGGAUACUCGGCAGAUCUCUUAUCGAAUCAUACCUACCAAGAGGACGUUUCUCUUGACAAGGUUUAGGCAGAUGUGUGUUAGAUAUAAUGGGGAUUGGUGGACACAAUGGACUACAGACCUAAUCAAAAGGACACAAAUCCUCAUAAAUUAUAUAUAAUGGAGAUUGGUGGACACAAUGGACUACAGACCUAAUCAAAAGGACACAAAUCCUCAUAAAUUAUAUAUAAUGGAGAUUGGUGGACACAAUGGACUACAGACCUAAUCAAAAGGACACAAAUCCUCAUAAAUUAUAUAUAAUAGGGAUUGGUGGACACAAUGGACUACAGACCUAGUCAAAAGGACACAAAUCCUCGUAAAUUAUAUAUAAUGGGGAUUGGUGGACACAAUGGACUACAGACCUAGUCAAAAGGACACAAAUCCUCAUAAAUUAUAUAUAAUGGGGAUUGGUGGACACAAUGGACUACAGACCUAAUCAAAAGGACACAAAUCCUCAUAAAUUAUAUAUAAUGGGGAUUGGUGGACACAAUGGACUACAGACCUAGUCAAAAGGACACAAAUCCUCGUAAAUUAUAUAUAAUGGGGAUUGGUGGACACAAUGGACUACAGACCUAGUCAAAAGGACACAAAUCCUCGUAAAUUAUAUAUAAUGGGGAUUGGUGGACACAAUGGACUACAGACCUAGUCAAAAGGACACAAAUCCUCAUAAAUUAUAUAUAAUGGGGAUUGGUGGACACAAUGGACUACAGACCUAAUCAAAAGGACACAAAUCCUCAUAAAUUAUAUAUAAUGGGGAUUGGUGGACACAAUGGACUACAGACCUAGUCAAAAGGACACAAAUCCUCGUAAAUUAUAUAUAAUGGGGAUUGGUGGACACAAUGGACUACAGACCUAGUCAAAAGGACACAAAUCCUCAUAAAUUAUAUAUAAUGGGGAUUGGUGGACACAAUGGACUACAGACAUAAUCAAAAGGACACAAAUCCUCAUAAAUUAUAUAUAAUGGGGAUUGGUGGACACAAUGGACUACAGACCUAGUCAAAAGGACACAAAUCCUCGUAAAUUAUAUAUAAUGGGGAUUGGUGGACACAACGGACUACAGACCUAGUCAAAAGGACACAAAUCCUCAUAAAUUAUAUAUAAUGGGGAUUGGUGGACACAAUGGACUACAGACCUAAUCAAAAGGACACAAAUCCUCAUAAAUUAUAUAUAAUGGGGAUUGGUGGACACAAUGGACUACAGACCUAAUCAAAAGGACACAAAUCCUCAUAAAUUAUAUAUAAUGGGGAUUGGUAUACACAAUGGACUACAGACCUAAUCAAAAGGACACAAAUCCUCAUCAAUUAUUAAGCUAUGUACACCAUGGGGUGAGGUAGUUAUAACAACGCUUUCCAAGAAAUAGACGUCGAAUGUGGGAAUUCCCCAUAAACAUUUUUUCUGUGGAACACACAGAGAUAGAAGUAACACACAUGCUAGGAGAUCGAUACAGAAUUAUGUAUAGAGUAACACAGAGAUACUUGUUACAAUGCUGACACCCACGUGACCCCAUGUCAAUGACUUUAAAGCUGAGGAAUGUUCUUUGAUAUUUAGACACAAGAAGAAAAGAAUAUGGAACAGUGCAAUGACCUAAUGCCAGUUGCGUUUAGGUACACAUUUAGGUGGCAAAACUCAGCAGUGAAUAGUCUUAGUUGCACGCAUUGUUAAGGAAUACGUAUAUCUGAUAGAAAAGGAUCGAAUCAACUAGCGAAAUCUAGAAAAACAAAGCUUGUAUUUCCUACCAAACAAAUCAUUGCAGACGAGAUGUCAACGGAGUGUUUUGGCCCGCCUUUCACCAAGAGUCAUACAAAGUCCUUUUUUAUACAGAGAAAGAUCUCCAAACAUUGUCAAGAAAUAAUGAGACUAAGGGCUAACCGGAACAAUCUGGGGCAUUACAGUGGGAAAACAUUGAUCUGUAUGCAACAUUUGUACAAGUCUAUAGCAGACGACUUGUGGAGAAAGAGACAAUACACAGCUCAAGAACACGCAAGAAGCAAGUCUCGGGUUUUCCCUGUUGAAGGCAGUUUCUUGACAAGAACAGGGUCAAAGGCCAAGUGCAAGGCCGUUCUCAGAGAGAAACGAGACUGUAUUGAUAAAAAGGAACUGCCUGUUCCAGCUCCGUCUGACAAUAGCCCACAAUCACACGAAAGUCUUCACGGCUAUUCAGGGCAUGAAUGCCAACAAUUUGUUCUAAACAGCGAUGAAAUGAUAAACGAAAAGCACCCCAAAGCACGCAUGCAACAGACUUCUUCAGCUUUCUUCUUUGACAGCUACUCCAGGCAGGAGUUGCAGGUCAUAGCGAGAACUCCAGGCGCGCUUCAUUCUGCGGUGUGUGAAGGCGACAUGGACUGGAUGUCGGUGCUGUUGGAGCUUGGUGCAGACGUCAACUGUGAGUAUCGAGAGACGACUCCUUUGAUGGCUGCAGCCACGUGCUAAACAGUCGGCUACUUGAUACAACACGGCGCUGAUGUCAAUCAAGUGGUAGUGACCAACGACGGGCAGAAGACCGCACUCCUAAACGCCGUGUCGCCUCAAUAUGUCGCCACACUUGUAACUAAAAUGGGGAAAGAUAAUGCCUUUGAAGAACUGGAGAAGAUCGUCAAGAGACUUGUCCACGAAGGAGCGAAUGUGUCAGUGGUUGAUACAGCAGGGAACACACCCUUAAUGGCAGCGUGCGAAACGGACGGUGCCGAAUCAAUUCUCAAAUUUCUGUCUAGUGCAGGCGAAAUGACGCAUCGAAUCAAUUCUGGCGGCGAAUCCGUUCUGCAUUUAGCAGUAAGAAGCAACUGUAUCGAGCACGUCCUAGCUGUCACGUGUGAAAGCCACGUAGAUGUGAACUUGCAGAACGUUAUGGGCACGACACCCUUGAUGAUAGCCGCCAUGAACAAGAACAAAGACAUAGUUGAGUAUCUAUUACACCAAGGCGCUGCCGUCAACACCAGGGACCACGGAGGUAACACCUGUUUGAUACAUGCAGUGAAAUCCUGUUCAAAUGACGUAGAGUAUAUUCGGAUGUUACUUGACGCAGGUGCUGAUCCAAACAUAGAGAAUGAGACAGGCUUUUGUCCACUGACUCUGGCUGCUGCAGAUCUCAACGACAAAGUACUAGGUCUGCUCCUGGAGACUUCGUGUGCACUGGAAGAAGACCGGAAAGAAAGGGCCUUAGGGCUACUACUGGCAGGAAAUGGCGUAACACAAAACACCAGAUCUUGUGUUUCCAUGUUACUGAAACGCAACACCAGCUCGUCUAAGAUUAACCCGAGCCUCAUUCACAAGUUCACAACUGAUGGCCACACAGAACUGGUAAGACAACUUAUAAUCAACGGAACACCCCCAGCAGACGUGAGCCGAGAUGAUCCCAGAGUUCUAUGCUACUGCUGGCCGGUUGAUUCCGCUUCUCCAAUGUGUGCAGCUCUUCUUGCAAAUCAACUCUGCCUGGCCCAGACCUUCGCAGAGCUGUGGUUUUUCACACCAUCAGACUUCAGCCUGGCCAGCAAUGCUCGGCUCAAAGAACAUCUCUCAAGGAAUGGCUACUCUGAGUGCGUUGAUCUCUUGCUGGGUAUGUCCAGCCACAUUAUGUCCCUCAGAGUAUUGUGCUUCACGUCUGUCAGCGCUGCAGUAGGACAUGGCAGUCACAGAGCCAAAACCAUCCAAUCACUGCAAGUACCGGACUUAGUGAAAAACAUGCUCUUGUUUAAAGAUGAAACAAAUCUUAAAGACGUGCAGUGUAAUACAAUUAUCUCUCCCGCUCAACACUAGCCCUAGUAAAAAAAAAAUUCUUCGUUGCUAUUUGUAGCCAAUUCUACACUCGGGCGUCAGACCUACUAUAUCACAGCUUUAAUAUUAUCAUCCUUAUUUAUUUGAAAGAAUCAAACAAGCACAGAUCCAUCAUCCAUUGUCAUUUGUAGCCGCUUUCAUUGUUACUAAAGAAAUGACUCGUGCCAAUGUAAACAUUAACUAGACAUUCCGAACAUGUCCCUGCUGGGGAUGGUACUUUCUACUUGCCUUACGAAUGGAUUUAUUGUUACAUUAUGUGCCUUUGAUGGAAUCGUGAAAGUCAAACAUUGUUUUAAAAUGUUAUAAUCUCUCAGUGCUGGGUGGUGUUUCAUGAUGUUUUAUCCAGCCCAAUGAUUUCACUUCCCUUAUGGCCUUAGGAACUGGCAGAAAUAAUUUCUACAGCUUCGUCCAACGUCCCACUUUAAUAAGUCUAAUUACUUUACAAUCUAUUGAUGUAUUGAAUGCACUCAGCUAUUUCUCUAGUCAUGUAAACCCGUUCUACUGCGUACAUUGCACACUUUUUUUUUAUUUACAUCUAUUGAUGUAGGAAAGGGAAAAAAGAAGUCAUGCUCAAUCUUGGGCAUAGGAUGUAAUGGUACUGCCAGAAAACUGCCCAGGAGUUAGAUUCUAAGAUCUUGAGUGGAAUCCUAUGACAAGUUAUACAAUGAUUAACACAAUGCCAAAGAGAUUAUAUUAUACAUGUGAUUAAGAGGCCACUGAUAUUUGUAUGUGCCUACCACAGUUAGCAUUAUGUUUUAUAUGUGCCUACCAUAGUUAGUAUUAUGUUCAAGGCUUAGAUAGUGCCAUACAAUAACGUUUUAUUUUAAUUGAAUACUAUCUUACAUAUCAUCUGCACAGAAUCUCGUAUUUCUAGUAUAAUCAGAGGGAUAGUAUUGAAGUACAUAGCAAACUUUUAAACAAAUACAUCUGCUAAUUUAAAGAUGUGCUUAUUAUAAGAUGUGCACAUCUCACAUGAUAAUUUUUGCUCUGUUCAAAGCUUAUUGUAACUUAGCUAGCUGUGACUAUAACAGUGGCACUACUCAGUCAUUUCUGUGCAAGCUUAUAAAGCUCUUGCUUCUAACUGUAUAUACAUCAACAUUGCAAUAAAUUCUCUGUAUUUGUAAACUAAAUAUCUA